Priapulus caudatus is the source of this 2706-nucleotide messenger RNA. Its product is annotated as pantothenate kinase 4-like. The coding region runs from base 1 to 2523 and encodes 840 amino acids. Gene Ontology annotation, cellular component: nucleus; cytosol. The record is from RefSeq and is a predicted model, not a curated record. Gene Ontology annotation, molecular function: ATP binding; pantothenate kinase activity. NCBI's taxonomy places the organism in Eukaryota, Metazoa, Priapulida, Priapulimorpha, Priapulimorphida, Priapulidae. Gene Ontology annotation, biological process: coenzyme A biosynthetic process. The transcript is spliced from 18 exons.
AUGAGAACAGAAUUGAACAACGAACCCGUGAAUCAAUACUUUGUGAACGUGUGUACACUGAAGCCCAGGUACUCUGAAGCAAGGUCAGGGUGUCGGUCUCAGUCUCCACAAUUACCAAUUGAUAAAUUUGGCUGCAUUCAUGCCGUGGCACAGGUGAAAAUGUUCACUAUUCGACACGUUGUUACGAAGAACGAUUUAUGUCUCAGCUCAACAGUGAUUGGUGGAUCACUAGCAAAGUUGGCUUACUUCUCAAAAGUAUCCCGGAAACGAAUACGAUAUCCUAGUAGUAGUUCAAAUGUGCUGGAUCCAGCGGAUGAGCUAAAUCCACCUGCCACUUUGAAUGACCAUGAUCCUGUUGUGCAUGAAUGUUCAUUUAUGAAUGUGGAAACAGAGGAACAAGCAUGGAGACUUCAUUUCAUUAAUUUCGAAACAAAGUACAUUGAAACCUGCCUAGAUUUUGUCAAGAGGAACUUCGUUAGGGGAGCGAGAAACAUGAAUGGGAAGACGAUCAAGGUCACUGGAGGUGGUGCCUACAAGUACAAGGACCUCAUAACCGACAAGCUGGGCUUCGAAGUUUCUAAAGAGGAUGAGAUCCAGUGUCUGAUAGAGGGAUGCAACUUCCUCCUUAAGAAUAUUCCUGACGAGUCUUUCAUGUAUCAUCGCCAUGGCGACCCACAGUACGAGUUCAUGGGUCUGCCCAAUGAGCCGGCGUUUCCCUAUCUUCUGGUGAACAUUGGCUCAGGAGUGAGCAUCCUAAAGGUGGAAUCUGACACGACGUAUGAGCGGAUAGGAGGGACGUCUCUGGGAGGUGGAUCCUUCUGGGGCCUCGGCUCUCUUCUCACAAAGGCCAAGGGCUUUGACGAGUUACUGGAGCUGGCAGAACGUGGCGACCAUCGCUCCGUCGACAUGCUCGUUAAAGACAUCUACGGAGGAAGCUACGACCUCAUCGGUCUCCCCGGCGACGUCAUCGCCAGCAGCUUCGGCCGCGCCGCGAGGUCGCCGCGAGAUGCAAGUGGCACUCAGUACAAGGAGGAAGACAUAGCUAGAAGUCUGUUGAUAUCCAUCAGCAAUGACAUCGGGCAGAUUGCCUGCCUCAAUGCUAAGCUGCACGGCAUAAAGCGAAUCUACUUUGGCGGGUUCUUCAUUCGUUGUCGACCAAUCACGAUGUAUACGCUGACGUUUGCCAUAAACUACUGGAGCAAGGGAGAGAUCCAGGCGUUGUUCCUCAGGCACGAGGGAUAUCUGGGAGCUAUCGGAGCCUUCCUGAAGGGCACGCAGGAGAGCAUCGAUGCGCACAAGUAUUCGUGGGACGAGCAUCUUCCAGGAAGCUCCGGUCUCCAGCAUCCCGUCAUGGUCUCCUUCAUGCGGCAGAACAGCAGCAAGGUGGAUUUUCUCGAGUUGGAUUGCCUGGAGCAGCCGCUUGCUUCCUGCCCUCUGCUGCUCUCCACGGAAACCUACUCGGCCGACACGUGGGACCUAGCGAAGGAUGCUGAGGCCAGAGACUACUGGAUCAGCUGCUUCGAGAGAUCCGUAAACGAGGUUGCAGAGAGAGCCGCUCAAAGUCAAAACGACCAAAGCAGUGCUGGCGAGCGAGCGGACAAGUUCAAGUCAAAGUACCUGCAGAAGUUGUCUGAUCUCAGGGAACAGCCGUUUACAUUUGGUUCACUCACAGUGAGGACCUUACUAGACACGAGACAGCAAUAUCUAGAUGAAUUCCAGUUUUCCGACCCAUAUUUACAGCAAAGAAUCAAGGAUGAUGAGGAAGUUUUGCAGUUCCUACCGUCGCACCUCGCGUCUAUAGAUGCUGAGGAGUGGCCGGAGAGACAGCGUAUCGUGGUGCAAGGUUUGCUGGCCGGAACAAGCCGCCGCGCGGACGCUAGGGAGCAUUCCUGUCGUCUGACAAACAACGCGUCGGUCGAGGAGACAAUCUCGUUGCUGAGAGGAAGAAGAUGGCUGCUGGACGACCUUGACGCGUGGAUAGCGAGACUGGAGGGAGAGCCGCACAGAUGUGCCGUGAUCUUCGUCGACAGCAGCGGUUUCGACAUCAUCAUGGGAAUUUUCCCAUUCGCCAGGGAACUGCUACGGAGAGGAACGGACGUGAUUCUGUGCACUAACUCGAAACCCGUCAUGAACGAGGUCACGUACAGCGAACUGUUCAUUCUCGCUCACAACAUCGCCGCCAUGUGCGACGUCAUAGGUGGCGCCCUCGCUGCCGGCAGGCUGGUCGUCAUGGAGUCCGGUCAACACUCGCCCUGCUUAGAUCUCAGCCGGAUCGACGAGCGGCUCGUCGCGGCGAUGGCGUUGCGGGGAGCGGACCUCGUGCUACUAGAGGGCGUCAGUAAGGCCGUGCACACCAAUCACGACGCACGGUUCCGCUGCGACGCUAUCAAGGUCGCGAUCGUCGACGACGCGUGGCUGGCGGGUCGCCUCGGCGGCGCCGCGCCGCGCACCGUGUUUUCCUACGAGCCGGCGCCACCUAGUGGGCCUGCGACGACCGACCUCGCGGCUCCAUCCGUGUUGUGAACGAUGGCGCCAUCUGUACGAACAAGUGUAGCAGGAUAUUCUUGCAAGUGUUGGGAGCAGUGGCGCCAUCUACAUGUGAACGGAUGUAGUGAAGCUUUCUGACAAGUGUUAUGAGUAGUGGCAGCCGGCUGAAAGGGGUGAUAGGAUAUGUUUACUAGGCACUUCUAAUUUUAACAUAUAUUU